GGAGCAACGAGGGGUUGGAUGACAGCAGAUACUUUAAGUCACGAAGAAAAAUUAAUUAUCCUGUUUGACGAGCUGCAGUUGAUUCUUGAAAGUGACGAGUAUGACGACAGCUUAAGAAAAAGUCUACAAGAAUCCAAUCCAGGGUAUCUGGAAAAAAUCGAAAAAAGAAAGAAAGAUCUGUUUAAAGAAGACCAUGGAAUUCUUGUCGCAGGUGAAACAAGUUCAGGGAAAUCGACGUUAAUAAACAAAAUACUACAAAAAAGAAUUUUUAAAGCCAAGUUGAAGGAGUCAACGUCUACAAUUUGUAAAAUAAGAAAUUCCGAUGAAGUUAGGAUUAUCACUAAGGACAUAAAUGGUGAACUCAGAACAGUAGCAUUUCAAGAAAAGUGCGAUCUUGAAACAGACGAUGGACUGAAGUCACUGAGAGAUACAUUAGAAAAUUUAACAGACGUGACCUCAGCGAGGGACAGCAACAAUUUCCAAUCAGUAGACGUUGGAUUCCCAAUACCCUUUCUCAAGGGCAACACGAUUAUCGUUGAUACCCCAGGAAUAGGUGGUUCUGGGGACUAUAGCGAAAAACUGAUGGAGUACCUUCCAAAUGCAGUUUCCUUUAUUUUCGUUGUCGAUGUAGCAAGUGCCGGUGGAAUGCAAAAUGACAGGCUUCCACAUAUUCUGAGGUCAAUAGUUCAACUUCAAAUUGAAGAUGAGAUACCUUGCUUUGAUCCAAGAGAUGUAAUAUUCGUAACAAAUAAGUGGGAUGCUAUUUGUAAAGAGGAAGACAGUAGCGACAAUGAUGAACAAAAUAUCUGGGAAGAACUGAAGAAAGAUAUAAAAAAAAACUGGCCGUCUGUAAAGGAAGAAAAUAUUUUCAGAAUGAGUCUAAGAGACGUGUCACCAAAUAAAACGAAUGCUUCAACAAAGGAGUUUGAAAAAUUCAACCUUUCCAUAAAAACGAUCAUCAAGAAAAGUGAAAAUAUAAGACUUUUACAACAUUUAAGGAAUCUGCAUGAGUUGUUGAAAAAUGUGUUAAAGGGGAUAGAUUCUGGACUAGUGUUAAGAAAGAAAAGUGAAGAGGAACAGAUGGCUUUAACAGAGAAACACAUGGAGAAAAUAAAAGAGUUAAAAAGUAAAUGCAAAGAGGAGGAAAGGGAGUUGCGAGAUAAUUUCCAAAAGAUGAUUCAAGACUCGGCCACAGAGGUCUUUGAUUACAUGUCUACACCUCUUGGAAAAGAUCGAAUAUUAAAUCCUCCGGGACAAAAACGCUUAAUAGAAUUGCCAUAUUUUCCAAACGACGUGUUUGGUGAACAGCUCAAUCACAGAUUACGAAUGUAUGUCCGAGGUGUAUUGCAAUCGGAAAAAAAUCAAAAAAAGUUUAUUGAAUUUAAGGAGAGGGUCCUUGCUUUUUAUACUGAAAUGUUGUCUGAGAUUUCAGAAAUGGAAAGUGAUUGGACUGAGUAUUCUGAAGGAACACAUGUAGUUAAUGUUGAAGAAGGAUCAAUGGUACCAAUUUUGGCUGGUGUAAUUGCCACGUCACCGCUAUGGAUACCAUUACUAGUGGCCUUAACUGGUGUUGCUAUUGUUAUAUCGCCAAUUUGUAUACCAGUCAUCUUAUAUCAUUUAAGGGAAGAAAACAGACAAGAAGAAAUAGAUUUGAGGUUUGAAAGGUGUAGGUCAUCGAUAAAAAGCAGAAUAUGUAAUCAUCUUAAGGAAACUUAUGGACAGUUAUUUGAAACACUGAUUCAAAAGACUGUAAAUGAAAUCCUACCACGAAAGAUAAAUGCUUUAGAAAAAAUGAUUCAUGAGUUAUCGGAAAACCGUCAGCGAAUACUUGCCAAUCAAAAAACGCUUGAACGACUGUCCGAGAAGUUGAAAUCCAUCGAGCAAAGAAAAUUUGAAUUGCAGACGAACGUUGAAUCAGUUAUGUAAACGGAAUGUAUAUAAUUUCGAUAUUGCACUCGAUCAGUUCAGAAGCUUGCGUUUUAAUGUAGUUUAACUGCGUAAAAUAUCGUAGGAAUGGAAGAUGACAUUGUAUGAUUGUAUGCAUAUAUUGAUUGGGUCGGAUGGGAACAGGUGUUUUUAUGGACCCAAGAAUUAAACAGUUUGUCUGCGUUAACAGUUACGAUAGAUGGAUCGACAAAAUACAUUUUACUCCAGAACAGUCAACGUUUCCUUUUUAAACAUCUUUUGUUAAUUUGGUAAUAUGUAGCGUUAGCUUUUUUAAAAAAUAUAUUUCUUAAUAUUAUGAACUUCAAAAUAAUUUUGGCAAUUUUUUUGGCUGAAAGGACGUCACGCAGCUUGCCGCCUUUUGUUAUAUCGAUGCAAAAUCAUUAUAUGUUGCUGAUUCCUUGAAAAUCAGUAAAAAGACUGAUUCCCUGCAAAAAGGUGCGUCAGUUUUAUGAACUGAUACACACCUAUUUAGAUAACCUGGUAUUUUCUUGAAACAAUUUUAAAAGAGUCGACAUGUUCCAAAUUUAAUGAUAAAUAUUCAUAAUGCAGCUCAGUUUAAGUUAUAAAUUAGGAGACAGGGCCUAAUUAAUAUGGCAAAAUUUAAUAUAUAAAUAUUAAAUAAAUAUAUUGUGACGCCAACAUGCAUGAUAAUUAAACUAAUAUGCAUUGCACAAAAUAUAG
Saccostrea cuccullata (small rock oyster) is the source of this 2628-nucleotide messenger RNA. RefSeq lists its product as uncharacterized. Bases 19 to 1926 code for a protein of 635 amino acids. The transcript has 8 exons. Lineage: Eukaryota; Metazoa; Mollusca; Bivalvia; Ostreida; Ostreidae. The record is from RefSeq and is a predicted model, not a curated record.